GAGGAUCGACCGAGGAUGAACCGCACAGAAACGCUCAUGUCCACCACCAGCUCCACUGCAACACAGAAGAAGAGGAGUCAGCAUGUGAAGAAGCAGGUUCAGGGGUCCAACCAGGUCCAGCGCGCACCAAGAGCUCUUUACUGCCUUAAACUGAACAACCCCAUCCGCAGGGCCGCCCUCCACCUGGUGGAAUGGAAACCAUUUGAUAUCUUUAUUCUCCUGGCCAUCUUCGCUAACUGUGUAGCUUUGGGUGUCUCCAAGCCUUUUCCAGAAGAUGACUCCAAUGCCACCAACCAUGACCUCGAACAAGUUGAAUAUGUUUUCUUGAUUAUCUUCACUAUUGAGACAUUUCUGAAGAUCUUGGCAUACGGCCUCGUCAUGCAUCCCAGCUCAUACAUCCGCAACGGCUGGAAUUUACUGGACUUCGUCAUCGUCAUUGUGGGGUUGUUCAGUGUGGUAUUAGAGACUGUUACUCACAAAUCUGGUGAAACAACUUCCCACACACCAGGAAAACCUGGAGGUCUGGAUGUCAAAGCCCUUCGAGCCUUCAGAGUUUUACGACCCCUCCGACUGGUUUCAGGAGUGCCCAGCCUGCAGAUUGUGUUAAACUCCAUCAUGAAGGCGAUGGUUCCCCUGUUGCACAUCUCUCUGCUUGUCCUCUUCGUUAUCAUCAUCUAUGCCAUCAUUGGACUGGAGCUCUUCAUAGGACGUAUGCAUCGCACCUGCUUUUUUAAAGGCACAGAUAAUUAUGCGGACGAUGAUCCUCUGCCCUGUGCGUUUGCGGGUCAUGGUCGCCAGUGUUAUGUCAAUGGCUCUGAGUGCAGGGGAAAGUGGGACGGGCCGAACGGCGGCAUCACGAACUUUGACAACUUCUUCUUUGCCAUGUUAACAGUAUUCCAGUGCAUCACAAUGGAGGGCUGGACAGACGUCUUGUACUGGAUGAAUGAUGCAAUUGGCUUUGAGCUACCAUGGGUUUACUUUGUCAGUCUGGUCAUCUUUGGAUCCUUCUUCGUUCUCAAUCUUGUGUUGGGUGUGUUGAGCGGAGAAUUCUCCAAGGAGAGAGAGAAGGCGAAGGCGCGUGGAGAUUUCCAGAAGCUCAGAGAGAAGCAGCAGAUGGAGGAGGAUCUGUGUGGAUACAUGGACUGGAUCACUCAGGCUGAGGAUAUCGAUGAGUUUGAUGAGGAUGGAAACAGACGUGUGACCUUGCGUGACCUUGCUGAUAAGAAGAGGGGGAAAUUCGGCUGGUUCAGCCACUCGAACGAAACCCAUGCAAGCCUUCCAGCAAGUGAAACAGCUUCGGAAAACACUGAAAACAUAGAUGAAGAACACACAGAUUGUUGUGCUGCGUGCUGCGCUCGCAUUAUGAAGAUCCCAUGCUGUCGUGCCCUGCGUCGCUGGAACCGCUGCAUCCGAAGAAACUGUCGUACGGCAGUGAAAUCUGUGACAUUUUAUUGGCUGGUGCUGAUCCUGGUCUUCCUCAACACAGCUCUCAGUGCCUCAGAGCAUUACAACCAACCAGAGUGGCUCACAGACGUUCAGGACAUCGCCAAUAAGGUUCUCCUCUCGUUGUUCACAGUGGAGAUGCUGUUGAAAAUGUACAGUCUGGGGUUGCAAGUGUAUUUUGUGGCGUUUUUCAACCGCUUUGACUGUUUCGUCGUGUGUGGUGGGAUUCUGGAAACGGUUCUAGUGGAGAUGGAGAUCAUGCCGCCUCUCGGCAUCUCAGUGUUACGCUGUGUUCGCCUGCUUCGAAUCUUCAAAGUCACACGGCACUGGACAGCUCUGUCCAAUCUGGUGGCCUCGUUGCUCAACUCAAUGAAGUCUAUUGCCUCCCUGCUGCUUCUGCUCUUCCUCUUCCUCAUCAUCUUCGCUCUGCUUGGCAUGCAGCUGUUUGGAGGGAAGUUCAACUUUGACGAGACUCAGACCAAGAGGAGCACAUUUGAUUCCUUUCCUCAGGCCCUGCUCACCUGCUUUCAGAUCCUAACAGGUGAAGACUGGAAUGUAGUGAUGUAUGAUGGCAUCAUGGCAUACGGUGGACCGGUUUUCCCUGGAAUGAUCGUCUGUCUUUACUUUGUGAUUUUGUUCAUCUGUGGUAACUAUAUUCUGCUGAACGUCUUCUUGGCCAUUGCUGUUGACAACUUAGCAGGAGGAGAUGGAGACAACAAGAAGAAUGAAGACAAAAAAGAGGGUGAAGCAGAACCAGCAGAAGGAGAGAAUGGAGAGGUGAAGGUGGAAGUGGAUGAAGAGUACGAGGAGGAAGAGGAGCCUGAGGAGGGAGAUGAUGAAGAAGGGAGAACUCAGCUCAAUGUUGCUGACUUCGCGCCUCCUAAAGAGAAGAUUCUUCCUAUCCCAGAGGGCAGUGCGUUCUUCUGCCUCAGCAAUACCAACCCGAUAAGAGUGGGCUGCCAUACCCUGAUCCAUCACCACAUCUUCACCAAUCUCAUCCUGGUCUUUAUUAUUCUCAGCAGCAUUUCUCUGGCUGCAGAGGAUCCCAUCAGAGCUCACUCCUUUAGGAACAAUGUGUUGGGAUAUGCUGAUUAUGCUUUUACUUCCAUAUUCACCGUGGAGAUCUUACUGAAGAUGACAGUUCAUGGCGCGUUCCUCCACGAGGGUUCCUUCUGUAGAAACUGGUUUAAUCUGUUGGAUCUGUUGGUGGUCAGUGUGUCUCUGGUCUCCUUCUUCUUACAUUCGAGUGCCAUCUCUGUAGUGAAGAUCCUGAGGGUGCUCAGAGUGUUGAGGCCUCUUCGAGCCAUCAACAGAGCUAAAGGACUCAAGCAUGUGGUACAGUGUGUGUUUGUUGCUAUAAGGACCAUCGGGAACAUCAUGAUUGUCACCACUCUACUUCAGUUCAUGUUUGCCUGCAUCGGUGUCCAGCUUUUCAAGGGCAAAUUUUAUCGCUGCACAGAUGAAGCUAAAAACACCCCGGAACAGUGCAAGGGCACAUUUGUAGUGUAUAAAGAUGGAGAUGUGAGUCACCCGAUGGUGAGAGAGAGAAUCUGGCUCAACAGCGACUUCAACUUUGAUAAUGUGCUGAUGGGAAUGAUGGCUCUCUUCACCGUCUCUACUUUCGAAGGCUGGCCAGCGCUGCUCUAUAAAGCCAUUGAUGCCAACGGCGAGAAUCACGGCCCCAUUUAUAACUAUCGUGUAGAGAUUUCGAUAUUCUUCAUCGUCUAUAUCAUCAUCAUUGCCUUUUUCAUGAUGAACAUCUUCGUGGGUUUUGUCAUCAUCACCUUCCGUGAGCAAGGAGAGGCUGAGUUCAAGAACUGCGAGCUGGACAAAAAUCAGAGACAGUGUGUUGAAUAUGCCCUAAAGGCUCAGCCGCUGAAGCUGUACAUCCCCAAAAACCCAGUGCAGUACAAGUUCUGGUCUAUAAUCAACUCCACAGGGUUCGAGUACGUCAUGUUUGUGCUGAUUCUCCUCAACACUGUUACUCUGGCUGUGCAGCAUUAUGACCAGUCAAAGUUAUUCAGUCAAGUGAUGGACAUCCUCAAUAUGGUUUUCACCGGCCUUUUCACUGUGGAGAUGAUCAUUAAACUGAUGGCUCUCAGACUUAGGCAUUAUUUUGUGGACGCAUGGAACUCUUUUGAUGCUCUGAUUGUUGUUGGAAGUGUGGUGGACAUUGUGGUCACAGAGUUCAGCAAAAUCAAUCAAAUGAAUGUGAACAUGAAUAGCAAUUGAUUUGUUAUUCCUAAAGAUCUUUUCUCUGUUUUUCUCUGUUAGAGCUCAGAGGACAGUUCUCGUGUAUCCAUUACAUUCUUCCGCCUGUUUCGAGUGAUGCGAUUGGUUAAGCUGCUCAGCAAGGGUGAAGGAAUUCGUACACUGCUCUGGACCUUUGUGAAAUCACUCCAGGCACUGCCGUAUGUCGCUCUUCUGAUAGCGAUGAUUUUCUUCAUAUAUGCUGUGAUUGGAAUGCAGACAUUUGGGAAGAUCGCCAUGCAAGACCAUACGCAAAUCAACAGGAACAACAAUUUUCAGACCUUCCCACAGGCUGUGCUGCUUCUUUUUAGGUGCGCUACAGGUGAAGCGUGGCAGGAGAUCAUGUUAGCCAGUCUACCAGGAAAGCGAUGUGACGCAGAGUCAGACCUCGAGCCUGGUGAAGAAUUUUCCUGCGGCAGCAACAUUGCCAUUGUCUACUUCAUCAGUUUCUUUAUGCUCUGCGCCUUCCUGAUUAUUAAUCUGUUUGUCGCCGUCAUUAUGGAUAAUUUCGACUAUCUGACUCGUGAUUGGUCAAUUCUUGGCCCACAUCACCUGGAUGAGUUCAAAAGGAUCUGGUCAGAGUAUGACCCAGAAGCCAAGGGUCGUAUUAAGCACCUGGAUGUAGUGGCUUUGCUCAGGAGGAUCCAGCCACCGCUUGGAUUUGGGAAGCUCUGUCCUCAUCGCGUGGCCUGCAAGAGGCUGGUGGCCAUGAACAUGCCCCUGAACGCUGACGGUACGGUGACCUUCAAUGCCACCCUGUUCGCCCUGGUCAGAACUGCCCUGAAAAUCAAAACCGAUGGGAACCCGGAUCAAGAGAACGAAGAGUUGAGAAUUAUUAUUAAGAAGAUCUGGAAGAGAACAAAACCCAAAGUUCUGGAUGAGGUUAUUCCUCCCCCUGCUGAGGAGGAAGUGACUGUGGGUAAAUUCUACGCUACGUUCCUGAUCCAGGACUAUUUCAGGAAGUUCCGGAAAAGGAAGGAGAAAGUGGGUCUUGGAGAAGAAGAAGGGAAUGGAAACCCUACUGCUCUACAGGCAGGGCUGCGAACUCUGCAGGAACUGGGGCCAGAAAUGAGACUGGCCAUGAACGAAGAUCUGGAGGAGGAAGAGGAGGGUCUGGAGGAGGAGCAAGAGGAGGAUGAUGCUCAAUAUAAGAAUGAAAAUGGCUACGCACACACUGAGCCCUUAAGCAGAAGCCGGCGCUCCUCUUUGGCCACUACUCCAAGUGGCGGCCCUGUCCCUGUCCCAGGAGAUGGCAUUUUGAAUGGGGGACUGGGACGUAGGAGCUCGCUUGCAAAAACACCAAACGGGAACGGAGCUCUGGAGAAUGAGAACUUCAGGAGAAGAGACAGCGUGCGCUCCUCCAUUCAUUACCAACACAAGAAUGGUGUGAUUGACCAACUGCCCAAGAGACCAUCAUACUACAAAUACCCAAGGAGAGACUCCAGGGACAGAUUCUCCUCUCCUCUUUCUCGGAGAGAGGAAGGUGGUGAGUACCCUGGAGAGCAGCGCUUCUAUGGAAAAGACGAGGACAGCGAGAGUGUCAUCUCGAGAGAAAGGCAUGGUUAUCCAGAGGACAGCACAAUUUUCCCAGGACAUAGAGACAUGUAUGAUGGACACUCUAUGAGACACCCUGUCUAUGGAAAUCAUUAUGGAAACAGUUAUGGAGACGGCAGAAGAACAGCACGGAGACGCCUGCUGCCAGCAACACCUACAGGGAGAAAGGCUUCGUUUAACAUACAGUGUUUAAGAAGGCAAGGCAGCAGCGAUGAUCUGCCCAUUCCAGGAACAUAUCAUCAGAACUCGCCGCCCUGCAGAGCACGCUCACAGGGAUACAGCAGUUACGAUUCCCGUCGCAGCAGUGCUCGAUCAUCCACCGGUUCGACAGCGUCCUGGGCAAACACAGGUCCUCGACGGGGUCGCCUCCUCUACGCUCCUCUUAUCCUGGUAGAGGAGGAGGGAGCAGCAGGAGCUGGGGGUGUUGGCAUCUGGGACAAAAAGCCAAGUGGCGUCGGACUGCCUGCAUCAGUUCAGCAUCCCGGCUCAGGAUGGUACUCGGGACCCUCUGCUGGUGGAGGGGGGCAGCCGUACAGAGCCUACACCACCCUCAGAGUCCCGACACAACUCAGUCCUCACUACAGCGAGAAGAGAGGCAGCGCCGACAGCCUGGUGGAAGCGGUCUUGAUCUCGGAGGGCUUAGGUUUGUAUGCCAAGGACCCAAAAUUUGUAGCCUUUGCCAAGCGUGAGAUUGCAGAUGCCUGUCACAUGACCAUAGAUGAAAUGGAGAGCGCCGCGAGUGACCUCCUGCACCGAGGAGGCUCUGAGAAAAGCCAAAAGUUCCUGAACCACACAGACACAGGGCUCGUAUACAGCGACGAGGAGCCCAUCAGGAGCCACGAGGAAGAGGAGCUGGCGGACGAAAUGACCUGCGUUACAUCUUUCUGAAAAACUGAAUAAAGACAGGACAGCAGUGGGCGAAGUUACAAAACUCCCGACUGACCAAUCACAUAUUAAUGCUGUGAAAGAAAGCAGCUCUGGCUUACCUUUCAUCUUUAACUGCAGAUCGCUGAAAGGACUCUUUUUAUAAACUGCUGAAAAUGUCAAUUGUUUUUGAUAUGUUUAAAUGUGUUUCUAUUCUCUUCUUGUUUUUGUCUGUAUGGUUUGUUUUUAAGCAUCAUUUAC
Messenger RNA from Danio aesculapii, 6372 nucleotides. RefSeq names its product calcium channel, voltage-dependent, L type, alpha 1F subunit (gene cacna1fb). Gene Ontology annotation, molecular function: high voltage-gated calcium channel activity. Gene Ontology annotation, cellular component: voltage-gated calcium channel complex; membrane. Gene Ontology annotation, biological process: calcium ion import across plasma membrane. The record is from RefSeq and is a predicted model, not a curated record. The transcript has 47 exons. Lineage: Eukaryota; Metazoa; Chordata; Actinopteri; Cypriniformes; Danionidae.